AUGCCUCCACCAAACACUCCAACAAAUGGAGCUGGUACACCUGUCUCACACAUUUCUCGUCCCAAUACUCCACCAAAUAAUAUCUUCAUAUUUGAAGGUUACGAUCCUGCUACAACUCACAUUGGCUUUGCUUAUUAUCCACCUCAAAGCGAAGUUGCACCACCAGCUCUUCACGUACCAAAUAAUACUCCAGCCUCCAGCAUACACUCCUCACCCGAAAAUUCCUAUCAUCCACGUUCCCGUCGUCCAACUUUAUUGGACCGAGGGAUUAUGGAAGUCAUUGGAGAAGAAGAACGAGAUCGUCGCGAUAAGGAUACUAUCGAUUAUCGUAGUGUUGACUACGUAAAUCCGCCCGAUCAAAACCUCAUUUGUCCAAUUUGUCGCGUCCCUCUCGUCGACCCUGUCACCAUUUAUUGUGAUCAUACCUUUUGCAGAGAUUGUAUCACUCAAGCCUUGGCUGUUACAGAGAAAUGUCCCAUGGACCGUUAUCCAAUUUCUCGUAAUGAUCCACUACGUCAAUCGAAUAGAAUUAUUGUUCAACAAGUCAAUGAUUUGUUAAUCGCUUGCCCAAGCUGCAAAACCCACCUUCAACGAUCUAAGCUUCGUAACCAUCUCGCCAUCCAUUGCAAGGAAGUUGAAAUUGAAUGUUUGGACCCGGAUUGUAAGCAACUUGUCAAGAGACUCCAUCAACCAAAAGGCUGUCUUCAUUAUGAUUCUGCUUGUCCAUACUGCGAGGAGAUUUUACAAGAGAGGGAUAUGGAAGAUCACUGCGAGUUCAAGUGCACUUUCCGUCAGGACAAUUGUGGUCAAUGUGGAGGGGAUUUCUUACGCAUCAAGGAGGCUGAACAUAUUGAUCAAUGUCCAGAAGGUAUUGUCCAAUGCCAAUGGAGACAGUUUGGAUGUGAUCACGAGUGCAAGAGAAAGGAUAUUGAGGAUCAUAAGGACAAAUGCGAACUCAGGAGAUUGGGUCCGUGGGCAGCAAUUAUGAAGGCUGAGAAUGAAGUCAAGAAUGAGAAGAUUGACCGUCUUGAACGUAAGAUCAAGCAUCUUGAGCAUUGCCUCAAUGAUAAUGGAAAUUUCGACCGAACCGAUGCAACCACCCCUUCUCUCGCAGGGCUGUCGAUCUCUGAUGAUUCCUACGAAACACCCAACACUUAUCUCCUUUCCGUCGUCGAAUCUCAACAAAGCAGAAUUAAUGCUCUUACUGCCAGUAUUGCCGAGAUGGAAGCUCGUCAAAGCGUCAUGCUUCUCAAUGAAACUAUUCCAUUGAAGGAUCAAAUUGUUGAGCUUCGCAAUACUAUGAGUACAAUCAAUAUGUAUGUUCGUUGGUUGUUGAAUGUUCGUACACGAGAAGGUCAACGACGCAGCUUUGGCAACGGUGGUACUAGUGGUGGCGGAGGUGGCGGUAGCCUUGAUGAUAAUGGAGGUGUUGGAUCAAGUUCUGGAGGUAGUGGAAUCGGAAGACGUCUUAGCGAUAAUAAUCGAGAGGGUGGUACGAAGCUUUAA
Sclerotinia sclerotiorum 1980 UF-70 is the source of this 1506-nucleotide messenger RNA. RefSeq lists its product as hypothetical. Gene Ontology annotation, molecular function: zinc ion binding. The transcript has a single exon. Lineage: Eukaryota; Fungi; Ascomycota; Leotiomycetes; Helotiales; Sclerotiniaceae. The record is from RefSeq and is a predicted model, not a curated record. Bases 1 to 1506 code for a protein of 501 amino acids.